AUGUCUAUCCAGCCCUACAGUCUGGCGUUCCACCACGCCCUCGAACUCGACACCUUCCUCAAAGAGGCCAACAUCACCACUACAGACCUCUUUGCCGUCCUGGGGCACGAACGAUACCGCAAGCGCCUCAUGGGCGGUAUCAAAACCAUCGUCGAUGAUUACAAAGAGCAAGGUCGAGACCCUCCGCCCGUCAACUUGAUGCCGAUCCUCCGGCCUCAGCAAAGCCGUCGUCCCUUCGUCCAGACGAUCCCACAGCCAAGUGUGGCUGUGCCGUUGGCUAUCCGACACGUUGAGCACGGCCUCAAACCUUCCCGCGUCCAGGCCGGACCUCUCCAAAGCAGCAGAGGCCUUUCCACUCUCGGGAAUUCGCAGUCCGCCUCUGCUCCAUCCGCGCGUGUGAUCCAGGUGCAGGCCGCUCGUGGCCCAGAUAUCGAAGCCAUGCAAGAUUUCGUAGAAGAUGGUGGCGAUACCACACAUAUCGCCGGCCAGAGACCUUCGCGCGAACUGGUAGAUCGCUCUUUGCAGCCUAGUCCCGCUCCCGGCAAGUACGAGACUCCAAUGGAAUUCGUACCCGGCACAAAAGUCAAAGUCAGCAGCUUGAGCGCUCCGCAAGCGUGGACCUAUCUGCACAGCCACCCAGCCGAGGGCUCUGGCAUGUCGUUCGUUGCCCGCAUUACUCUAUACUCAGAAACAGAGUGGAUCGAGCGGGUGGCUACACUCGACUUUGGCAACGACGAUGCAGCCGUUCUGCUCGUCGCCAAAACUGCUCCUGCUGGUUUGCACGCAAGCAUGGAAUCUCGCUUCAAGGUUGGCAGCUUUGUUUACGUUCAAAACGUCACCAGACUCAUACGCAAUGGUUCCUACUUCCUUCGCUUUGGCAGUUGCUCUUCGAUCGAUCGACUUGAACACGUGACACAAGCCUCUAUGGCUGCCGUCAAUGCGCAGUGCAACCGAGUGCGCAAGCGCAAGUAUGACGACGUUGUAGAGGUGUGUUAA
Messenger RNA from Sporisorium graminicola, 996 nucleotides. RefSeq lists its product as uncharacterized. The transcript has a single exon. The coding region runs from base 1 to 996 and encodes 331 amino acids. Lineage: Eukaryota; Fungi; Basidiomycota; Ustilaginomycetes; Ustilaginales; Ustilaginaceae. The record is from RefSeq and is a predicted model, not a curated record.